AUGCCAUAUUCCAACUUCAAUUUGUCUGACCUGCAAGACUACGUGCCACAUAACCCAUGCGAUGACAACCGCGACCUUGUUGCAUUGAGUGGCGCCUCGUAUGCAGCCGGAGACAGUAAUCCCGUCGAGGCCAUCAAUGCAUCUCUUCCUGACCCGACUUUUCAAUUCUGUGCGGAUGUGUUGCGCAGUAUAUCGCGACUUUUUCCUGGCCUACCCGCCUACCAUGAAAUAAAAGAUGAAAGAGGGGCUCCCAUUGAUAAGAUCGACGUACAAGCUCUAUCCAAGAAUGGCGAGAGCUCGAGACAUCAGGAUAAUCACCAGCCAAUCCCUGGUGAAAUCGAGGAUUCACACCACCGUCAUACUGUAUAUGCCACUUCUUUGGCAUAUAACAGCAAGCAAUAUGAGGGACUAUCCACCCCAGCGGUGGUACCUGUACACAUGAGCUCCUUUCCGGUGCUAAUGAAUUGUCGGGAUACGACUUCUUUAGGCAGUAGGCAUGAACCAUCAGCAUCACCUUCAAUACCGUCAAUGGGACAGCCAGGUCUCUCUAAUUGGCAUCAAGGUCAAUUCGACGAGCCGUUCCAGCCAUCGAUUGACCGGAGUGUAUGGCCGGAGCACGAUAUGGCGGCACCAUCCGCGCUUCACCUGGAUUCAGAAAGGGCGGGUUUUCUUACCCACCCAACAGUACCCGAUGCCUUCGACGGUACUUUGAGUCAUCGGGAUAACGGGAAGAACCUAAUGGUUGACCAGCAUACGGCGCCCGUCGAGAAUGUCGAUGGCAAUGAAAUGUCGUCUUCCCUAUCUCCCCACAUAGGGGGUCGCGCUGAUGCAGCCCAGCACCAAGUAAUAUUUUCCGACAAUGCUUGGUCAUGGGUCGAGUUGGGUGAGGGUCCAAACACCCAUUAUCCAACAACAUCUUUCUCCUUAUUAAGAGAGGAGAAAGAGAAUUGCACAUCUACAUCCAUCAGGGAUGGACACGAAGAACACCGCUCCAGGCUCACAAACGAGCCUGUAGAGCGACAAUACGUCGACAAAGCCCAAAAGAAUGAUGGAGGAUACGGCGGGCGGAGAGAGAUAGGGCCCAGCCAAACAAUUGGAAGUGGGGAAAGUGGAUCUCGAAAGAGACAACACGAGGAGUCGGACUCGGAGAUUGAGUCUGCUGGAGGCUCCCAUAAGCCCAAAAAGUCCAAGGUGAAGGAGUCCCUGGACUCCGUACCAGGAGACCGAAGCACAGGGGUGCAGGGAGCCAGGGGGAAGCGCAGAAACCUGAACCCGAGGGCUCCAGCAAUGAUGAAGUCGUACGCACACGACUUAACGCCGUUGGCGACGUCGGAGGCCAAGCAAGGUGGGUUCAUCCCAUUCGUCGCCGCAGAGACAAAGGCGGCUAGCAAGGCGUUUGCUCACCAUCAAAUGUCCGUCAACAUGGAAAAUAUGACAAUAGUGUAA
Molecule: messenger RNA, 1446 nt
Organism: Psilocybe cubensis
Lineage: Eukaryota; Fungi; Basidiomycota; Agaricomycetes; Agaricales; Agrocybaceae
Exons: 7
Coding region: 1-1446 (481 amino acids)
Source: RefSeq, a predicted model, not a curated record